Molecule: messenger RNA, 482 nt
Organism: Cydia splendana
Lineage: Eukaryota; Metazoa; Arthropoda; Insecta; Lepidoptera; Tortricidae
Product: histone H4
Exons: 1
Coding region: 40-351 (103 amino acids)
Biological process (GO): nucleosome assembly
Cellular component (GO): nucleosome
Molecular function (GO): protein heterodimerization activity; structural constituent of chromatin; DNA binding
Source: RefSeq, a predicted model, not a curated record
AUUCUAAUCUGAGAAGUCUAAUCUCAACUAAAAGUCGCAAUGACCGGUCGCGGUAAGGGAGGUAAAGGUCUGGGGAAAGGAGGAGCCAAGCGUCACAGGAAGGUGCUCCGUGAUAACAUCCAGGGUAUCACCAAGCCCGCCAUCCGUCGUCUCGCCCGCAGAGGUGGCGUCAAGCGUAUCUCCGGUCUGAUCUACGAGGAGACCCGCGGUGUUCUCAAGGUGUUCCUCGAGAACGUGAUCCGUGACGCGGUCACCUACACCGAGCACGCCAAGAGGAAGACCGUCACCGCCAUGGACGUCGUCUACGCUCUGAAGCGUCAGGGCCGCACCCUCUACGGUUUCGGUGGUUAAGCGCUCUGCUUGCGCUGUCCGCCGCGCGCGACAUCGUGUAAUAUGUACUAACGCAUGUAUUACCGUAUCGCGCCCGAGCGAGCGAGCGAGCGAGCGCGCGCGCCGCGUCCUCAGACGGACGCAAAUACAAA